GUCUAUAGAUCUGGUAGCUCGGCCGAUAAGAAAGCGCAAUCGAUUUCCCGUCCUUCUUUCCAAGUGUACUUUUUUCGGCGAAAAACCGUUUUUAAGUCUUUUGUUAACGCAGCAUAAUGAUUUUCGAGACUGCUAUUGAGAAAGUCAUUGAAAAGAUCAGCUUUUCGGAGCUGGAUUACCAGACCUGCAUCAGCGAUGUGAAGUAUAUUGUAGAUGCGCUGGACGCGGCUUCAAAGAAUAAAUCCACAUUUUUCAGCAACAUUUUCGCCGAACUGGGAAGCACAGUGACAUUUAUGAAAGGCAAUGCUAUUGAUUCAAUGCCCGACUUCAAUUACUUUCUGCCCUUCAAAAUGCCACUGAAAAUGAAGCCAAUUUUUUAUGUUAAUAAUCGCAAAAGCUUGCUGCGUCUCAAGUGCAAGGAGAAGCACGUUCUUGUAGAAGACGGAUUUGUCUCGGCUGAAUGUUUCCACGUUCUGCUCAGCAAGCACGUGAAGAACAUACUCGAAGAGACGAAGACAAUUGAGUGCUCCGGCAGAGUCUAUAAAUUGUCCUGGCACAUGCGCAAGAUGGAAAAUCAGAUCUUUGCGUACAACAUCAAGGCGGACCAAGUGAAUGCAGACGAGCAGGAUCCGAUUAUAAUGACAUUUGAUUUUGUGCCCGUCUUCAAAUUUCUGAUGUACGAGACUCCGCUGCCCAACAGUGUGGCCGACAAUGUGGAGGGUGCUCGCUACUGGAUAAUCUGCAGUGCCUUCAUACAGGAUGAGAUUUCAAUAUUCUCCAAGGUCACCCCAUACUGGCAGAUGCUGAAGCCUGCUCAGAAAGAUAAGGCUAGAAACACAGUGCGUUUGAUUAAGGCUAUAGCCAAAAAGCACCAUGAGGAGCACUUUCUGGAGGUCUGCAGUUCCAAAAGUGAAAUCUUCUGGCGUAUCCAGGAGCUCGGAGAGGCCUACAACAACUAUAGUCAACCGAUUUUUUUCCUGGAAAUAUACGCUCGUAUCAUCAAUAAUAUUAUUACCAGGUUCCGCCCGUUCCUGAAUUUGACCAAGAGUUUCAAGUUUCUGAAGCCAUUCGAUGACGUCCUACACAUCAAUGAGUUUUUGAAGACCCUUCAGAUGAAUCGGGAAAUCGACAUGAAUGUAGUGCUCCCAAUUUUUGGCCUGCCUAACGAAAUAUGAUUACAAAUUUUUGUUUAUUUUUAUGCUGAUGUCUUAACUUCAGUUUUCAAUU
Molecule: messenger RNA, 1227 nt
Organism: Drosophila navojoa
Lineage: Eukaryota; Metazoa; Arthropoda; Insecta; Diptera; Drosophilidae
Product: cyclic GMP-AMP synthase-like receptor
Source: RefSeq, a predicted model, not a curated record